Molecule: messenger RNA, 3421 nt
Organism: Triplophysa rosa
Lineage: Eukaryota; Metazoa; Chordata; Actinopteri; Cypriniformes; Nemacheilidae
Product: 4-galactosyl-N-acetylglucosaminide 3-alpha-L-fucosyltransferase 9
Exons: 2
Coding region: 172-1320 (382 amino acids)
Cellular component (GO): membrane
Molecular function (GO): alpha-(1->3)-fucosyltransferase activity
Source: RefSeq, a predicted model, not a curated record
CAACAAACACCCACGAGAGAGAGAAUGACCAAUCACAGUCCUCCAUCUCUUCUACCCUAUGGAAUAUUUUAUUCUUUUGGGUGUGGAAUCUGGUGCUCAGGUGCUGUUUUGCUGUAGGAACGGAGACAGAAGAUGAUGAGAUGAGAUGCUGUAGAGAAUAACACAGGGCAGAUGAUGGAGACUCGAAGAUCGUGUCCGCACAUCCUCAUCGCUGCCAUGUUCCUGUCAUGUGUCUUUGCCAUCUUCUACGUGUACCACAGCCCGACGAUGAACUGUUUACACUGUCCAGCGGUUCAAGUUUCCAAACACAAGGACUGUCCAGACGCAUGCAUCAACCACACCCAGCUCAUAAAUGACACCUGUGCUGUGAACGUUACCGUAGUCAAAGAAACUGAACCAAAACCAUCAAGUCCAUCACAAACAGACACGCUUCUGUUGAUCUGGAUAUGGCCGUUUGGGCGGAACGUUACUUCGCAAUCCUGUAGUUGGCUGUUUCAGAUCGAGGGAUGUCAGUUAACGGACGACAGGAAUCUGUUUAAUACAGCACACGGCAUCUUAUUUCAUCACAGAGAUAUCCACGAGGACUUAUCCAACAUGCCGACGCUACCACGGCCUUACUUCCAGAAAUGGGUCUGGAUGAACAUGGAGUCUCCGAGCAACUCGGCCCUCAAACCUCGUCUGAAUGACCUGUUUAACCUGACAACAUCUUACAGGAGAGAUUCUGAUAUCACCGUCCCAUACGGUCAGACCUCAGAGAGAAGCGCUGACGACAGAACAUUUGAAAUACCAAAGAAGGAGAAAUUCAUCUGCUGGAUUGUGACUAACUGGAACCCAGACUAUGAGCGCUCGAAAUACUACGAGAAGUUAAAGGAACACGUCAGCGUGGAAACCUUCGGCGAUUCCUUCGACAGACACGUCAGUGAUGGAGAUUAUCCCAAACUGGUGUCCAGCUGUAAAUUCUAUCUGUCUUUCGAGAACUCCAUACAUGAAGAUUACAUCACAGAGAAACUCUACAACCCCAUGAAGCUCGGCACCGUACCGGUGGUCCUCGGUCCACCCAGAAAGAACUACGAGAAAUUCAUACCAGCAGAAGCGUUUAUACACGUGGACGACUUCAAAACCGCCGAAGAACUCGCAGCGCAUCUCAAAGUCCUCCAUGAAAACCCAGACAUGUACGUGAAGUAUUUCGGCUGGAGAGAACGUUACGCUGUGAGAGGAACCUGGUUCGGUCUUGAGCACGCCUGCCGGUCCUGUGAUCAUAUCAGAAGAAACCGAAACUACCGCACAGUGAAUGAUCUCAACACAUGGUACUGGGGUUAAUAACAGGACAGACAUCAUACUGAAUUUGACAUCAACGCUCGGUGUCAAACAUUCAGAGAAGAACACAUGAAAGAAACAAGCGAAACUUUUCCAGCAGACUGUCAAGAAACUGAUCAGAUGGUCUUGUAUUACUCUUGUGGUCUUUGGCGAAAGAAAUGCCAAGUGCGCAUUCAUGCGUUUGUAGAAACUCUCCUCUGUUUUCUUUGUUCUGCUCUGAUCCGCCUGCAGAUCUGAAGUUUGAUACCCGAGCAAGCGUGUGAACGGGAAAUAAGUAUUGUUAUUCUUCCACGUACCGCUCACAGGUUUCUCUCUCAUGGCUCAGGAGAUCUGAGGGAGUUCUCUGUUGUGUUGUAUUUCACGAACCAAUUUAGUCUCGCGUGUUUCUCUUAAGAUUGCUUAUGGGAGAAAUAAAAAGAGAAUCAAAUGAGAGCGUGAUUGUGUAAACACGUGAAGAGUAUGAAGGUGUAAAAUAUGACUAGAUUGUGGAGGUAAAAUAAUCUGGACGUGAUGAGAAAUGUUGAGUUCACACUGAGAUCUUCAAUAAUAUUGACUUUUGAUCGCAGACGAGACAAAUCUGAGCUCAGUUUGACACACUGUUGACAUCUCUUCUCAAACUCUCACGACACACACAUUUGUCAGAUUUCUGAUUCGAGACUUCAGCAGGAGUUUCCAUUCGCUCUCCAUUUAAUCUCAUUGAUGUCUAAGAGAAAUAAUUGAGAUGUUAACGAGAUCUCAUCUGUGAUACUUCUGUGAUCUGGUAAAGUUUCUGAUGAUUGUAAAAGCACACAAUGUUUUGACAAUGUCACAUAUUGAAUAUCAAUUAAAAUGAUCAAAACUGAAGAAUCAUCUUGAAAAGAUCAAAAACACGAUCACAACAUCAGACAUUUCAGCAUUUCACUACAAAAGUUGAUGUGUAAAUGUCAAAGCAGCAGCAGCGUGACAUGAAGUUGAAGACACGUGAACACACUCGAGCGCUGCAGCUCGCAUCAUGAAUAUUAAUGAGUGUGUGUCGAUGUCACAUGACACGCUUUCAACAGUGUGAAGACCUACAAACGUUUGUAACUUGUUCUGUUGUGGACAGAGAAAAUGACUUUGACGAAAUGUUCCAAGUGAAACGAAUUGAAAUGUAUUGAGAAAUGUUUGUGUCCUUUCACUGAUGAAUGAGCAUGAAGAAGGUUCUUGAUCAACUUGUGUUUCAAAGCACAAAACAAGUGAAUGAAAACACAUCUCUUGUGUCAGCAGCUGUCCGAUCAGAUCUACUUCUAUCUCUUCUACUCGUUCUAAAUAAAAACACAUUGGCUCUGUAUACUGUGCUGAGACCAGUUUUACUGCGCUUCUGCGUUUUGUUGUCGUUUGUUGGACUUUUAAGGCAGUCCUGCAUGCUCAAAAAUUUGAAAGAGACUUUUCUCCAAGUUAUAUAGAAGUUUUAUUAUCAGAUGUAAAAAGUAACAAAGCUUUGGGUUGUCAGACGAUCUCCUCACUCCACCACAAGCCAACAACUCAAAUUAUUCAAAAACACCCAUAUUUAUUCAAUAUGUAACGUCGGUCUCGUCUUCUGACUCCGCCUUUCCCUUUUAAGGAGUGCUGCUCCCUUUCCACCAAUCACCAUGCACCACGUAUAUCUGAUUCCAUCCUUCUGUGAUAGUUCCUGCAAAACAACAUUUUUGCAACACCUCUUCUGCAACCUGCGGUCAGUUGCUAAUUUGAGGAAGUGUUCCCUAGAGACAGUUUCAUAUCGCAAGACAACAUGUAAAAAUACUUUCAGUAAAAAAACUCAAUCAUCUAAUGCUUUAAUUAUGCAGCAUUGUUUCUUACUCCUAUGAUUCAAUAAAACACAUCAAAACUCAUGAUUAUACUUAAAACAUAUGCAAUGGAUUAAUUCAUCUUUGUCAGCAGUUAUUUUGCCCUCCUAGCAGAACUAAAUGUUCUGUCAGUUUAAACCACAUCCUGUUUUUUAUUCAUGCAGCUCUUGGUGAGUUCCUCAUAGCACAGCAGUAUUUUUCCAUUAGAGCAAGCAAGCAAACACAGUUUAUAAACUCAUAAUACCUCUACAUCCCAGUUAUAUGAUGUUAUUCAAUAAAACAUGAAAGGAAACUUAUCA